Molecule: messenger RNA, 2625 nt
Organism: Astyanax mexicanus (Mexican tetra)
Lineage: Eukaryota; Metazoa; Chordata; Actinopteri; Characiformes; Acestrorhamphidae
Gene: en2b
Product: engrailed homeobox 2b
Exons: 2
Coding region: 370-1152 (260 amino acids)
Biological process (GO): multicellular organism development; regulation of transcription by RNA polymerase II; neuron differentiation
Cellular component (GO): nucleus
Molecular function (GO): DNA-binding transcription factor activity, RNA polymerase II-specific; RNA polymerase II cis-regulatory region sequence-specific DNA binding
Source: RefSeq, a predicted model, not a curated record
CAGUUAGCACCUCUUUAUUUACGCCGAGCUACUACAAUUGUGGUCUCAUAGGCUUACUUAGCAUCAUAACUAGAAUAAAAACCAUAGCCUUGCCUAAUUACAAAAGACUACUUCGUGGAGGACGUGGUGGAAUUAAAUUGUGAAAUGAUGAUUUUUCUUUGUGAGCAUCGUGGGUUUUAACCGAGCUAAAAAAACAGAUUUCUCUACUUUGGUUUUCGUUUUUUGGCUCUUUUUUUUAGAAAAACAAAUAAAAACAUCAAUUUAAACAUAUAUUAAAAACAGAAGUGGAGAUAUUGUAAACCUGCACGCUGGACGCUGCUGUGCGGGGCAGAAAGGGGUUAAAGAGCUGCGAAGCGGGCGAGUUUGGGGAUGGAGGAGAAGGACCGGAGCCCCAGAGGCGCGGAGGACUCGGGCGACGAGUCGAUGCUGUUGCACGCGCCGGGCAACCUGCACGCCCACCGGGUGACCAACUUUUACAUCGACAACAUUUUGCGGCCGGACUUCGGCCGAAGGAAAGAAGGCAUUGCCAGCAUCCCGGCCAAUGACCAUGACCACCAUCACCAACAUUACAACCACCACCAACAUUCAGCCGUCACCAGCGAGCCCUCAGCGGCUACGGAACCAGUGGGAGCACCGGUGACAGGGGAAGGGACGUCCGGACCGCGACCGGGAACGGGGGCAAAAAGGACCUCGGAUGGAGCUGGCGCUGAAAGCGCAGACCAGUGCCUGAGCUCGGACUCGGAGUGCUCUCAGAGUAGCGCGCACCCAAAUAGCCAGCCCAUGCUGUGGCCAGCCUGGGUCUACUGCACCAGAUACUCGGACAGACCAUCAUCAGGGCCAAGAUCCCGCAAACCAAAGAAGAAAAGCCUAAGCAAGGAGGACAAACGCCCUCGCACCGCCUUCACAGCCGAGCAGCUGCAGAGACUCAAAACUGAGUUCCAGACCAACCGCUACCUGACCGAGCAGAGGCGGCAAAGCCUGGCGCAGGAGCUCGGCCUCAACGAGUCCCAGAUCAAGAUCUGGUUCCAGAACAAGAGGGCCAAGAUCAAGAAGGCUACAGGGACCAAGAACUCGCUGGCCUUGCACCUGAUGGCCCAAGGCCUGUACAAUCACGCCACCACCUCCAAGGAUGACAAAUCAGACAGCGACUGAGCACGAGGAGGAGAACGAGGAGGAGGACGUCUAUACAAUGCAAUAAUAAAAAAAGUAAAAUAAAAAGUAAAUAAAGGGCCAGUGUACAAAAUACCAGCAUCAUUGGAGUAGACUCUUUAUGACUGAGAUUUAACUCUGCAAUAUUUUAACGUGGAUUGUAAUUGUACGUGGUGUGAAGAAUUUUCUUUUCUUUUUACUUUGUUUAUUUCUUUUUUCUUUUUUGUUAAACAAUUAAUACUGCUGUCCACAGUCAGAAAAAAACCGAAAAAGCUCGGCGACGAAAGCCUUUCUUAUAAAAAAAAAACAUCAAGAAAAACAGUAACAAAAAAGAGAGAUUGACACUUGACUUUGAGACACAUGAUCGUCUUUAAUCCAUGCUGAAGUCCAAAGAUUUAUUUCUGCUGCAUUCAGGCAACUGUGAUUUGAAAUAAAUUGCAAAACUUUAUCUUAGUUCAAUGUGUAUUGAUUUCCAUGUGUUUGUUUGUUUAUUUCAGCAAGCUGGAUUGUGUUACAGAGAAAAGCUGGUAUUUUUUUAAACGUAACGUUGCAUAUCAUUAUGUGUAGGCUUACAAAAAGAAAAUGCAUUAUAUCGUAUUUAUAGAUAAGGUCUAUUUAACUCAGUCACACGUCCCAUCGUGCAGAUAUUGUUUUCAUUUUCAGGAAAGAAGUUCAGACAUCUGAAUGCUACGAGCAAAACCUCUGAAAGUUGCAUAUUUAAAAGAGAAAUACUUGACCCAAGCUCUAUUAAAUCUAGACGGGAAUGUACAAUACACAUGUUUUUCUACUUUUCAUCUUUGUUUAUUGUUUUGUUUUCUAGCAAUAUCUUCAUCUCCGUUUCAGCUUGUUGAGUGUGUGAAGUCCUUCAAAAAGUUUGAAGGCAGUAGGUGGUCGAGUGAAAACGUGGUUGUAACAGUGGGGACUGUAGUGUGAAUUUCAAUCUAAGGGUUUUCAUUUUAUUUAUUUUAUGUUAUAUUUACUUUAUGGUGUCCCCUCCCAUUUCAUUGUUGUCAUGCAAUAACUUUGUGAGCAAGUUUUCGAGGCCUUUGCAUGAGAGAUCUAACACCAUACCAAAUUCUGACCUUUUGUUUGGUGCAAACUGUGUUUAUCAUUGUACGUUUUUUUGGUAAAAAAUAAUAAUAAUAAAAUAAAAAGUGUGUGCGCGUGUGAAUUAAAUCACCAAACAAACAAAAAAAAAAAACACACUUUGCCUUACAAGUUCAGAGAUGAAACUUUUUCUAUGAGAACUGAAACGGAGACAAGCUCAUCAGCUCGAACAGAGAAUCUACGAAGCAUAUGUAUAAAAAAACAGAAAGAUAAUUUAAGUCAACUUUUCCCCAUUUUUUUUUUAUUUCAUGUGGUUCUCUUCUAAAGUAUCCUUGAAACAGGUGUACAUAAUUUGUAUCAUGUUUUAUUUGUGUAAUAAAUCCAACUGAAGAGUGGAGAACAUGUCAAUAAAAACGAUGCUUAUUUGUA